Messenger RNA from Pocillopora meandrina, 6799 nucleotides. The record is from the annotation of a GenBank genome assembly. NCBI's taxonomy places the organism in Eukaryota, Metazoa, Cnidaria, Anthozoa, Scleractinia, Pocilloporidae.
UGUACUGUUUCUUUAUUCACUAUAUAUCACAGAGAAAUACUUUCAGAGGGCAAAAGUCAUUGGAAAGCAGUAAACGUGUCGAGGCAUGAAACAAGUUAUGAUCUUCAUCUUGGAUGCCAAAAGGAGCAUGAAAUAGCUGUAACAGCCUGGAACUCUUCAGCAGAGACUCCACUCACAGCAAUAUUAAAGCACGGCCGGUUUUGGAGAGUGAGAACGUUUGGAGGUGAGAACACUGAAUAAUUUUCAGUAAAAAAUUUCGCAAAAAUUAAAAGUUUGUCAAUGAAAUAUCAUGUCAACUAGUAUUUCAACAGUUCAUUGGCUUCGUUUGAUUUCCUAGCUUAGUCUUCAAAGGCUACAUUUAAUGGGAUACACGUUAUUUAGUUGUUAACCGUACACAACAAGAGUAGACAGUUUUGCUUCUUACAACGUUGUACAUGGUUUGGCGAAGCAAGCCGGUGAAAUUCGAAAUUCGAGACCGCAAGAAAACGUAUAAGCGGUUUCCCUUAACGAUAGAGAACUUAUCUUUCAGUCUGAACGCAACGAUCAUUCGCAUGACCUGACGCUGACUUGUGAUUGCUUCUUGCUUGUGAUUGGUUCUUUUGAGUACAUGUUGUUAAUCUAAAAUGUUUUGACCAUGAUGUCAAUCAUUGUUGUUCAAACUUCAAACUCCAUAACGUCGAAUUCGCCGUAGCUUCCUGUAAAACUUAUCAUUUUAGCAACAGUCACAUAAAAACAAAGUACACAUGCUGACUUGUGUUUACUAUCACUCUUACUGACGUGCUUCUACUUCUCUCUAAGAGACAGUCACGAAACAUUCUAUUUUGUGACAAGUGGCUAAAGGGGGAAAAAACCUUCCGAGAUUCCGGCUUCGGUUAAACGAGAACUAACCACUGACGUGUUUUGUUGUAGAUCGUGGGAUUAUUUUCUGUUACUCAAAAUUUCAUACACGUGUUACAAUGAUGUUUUCUUGACUCCUAUAUAUCACGUAGCAACUGAUUCCACACUGUUAACUUGACGCUGAAUAGAUCAAGUUCCAACAGUAAUGAUUUAAUUCAAGGUCAAGCAAUUUGGGCACAGUUACGAGAACCUAAAAGAAUCCCUUGCUUUCAGAAAUGAAAGUGAAAGAAAAUGAAAGUCAGUUGCGGAUGCACAUUCCGUUUUAUGAAUUAUUUGUCGUUAUUGCUUCAGGUAAACCGUCUCCUCCGAUUAUAAAAAGCAAAGCAAAGAAGUUCAGAUGUCUGGAUGUGAUGUGAACCUCAAGUGGAGUUCUCCACAAGACAACGACUGUCCGCUUACCAUGUAUACAAUAUAUUACAGAGAGGUGCAAUCUUUAGGUGAAGAUGAGUACUGGCAUCACAUCAACGUUACCAUGGACUCUACUUCAACGAGUCUCACGUCGCUCAAUUGUAACUCUGAGUACACUUUUAAAGUGACUGCUUGGAAUGAACUGGGAGAAAGUAACACCUCAAAAGAAUGGCGUAUAAAAACUGGUCAGGUCACUGACAUUUCUCGCGGACGAACCCUCAGCAUUGCUGUAUUUGUAGGAUGUGGGCUAUUUAUUCUCUUAACUGUUGGAAUCCUUUGCUUCAUGAUCAGACAAAGGAGAAAAAAAAGGAAAAUUCGAGGCCACAAAGCAAGAAGGUUGGAAAACGUUUUAUUCUAGAAAUGUGUUAGCUAACCCAAUCCCAAAUGUAAAAUGCUGUUAAUUGUCAUAUUCCAGAGAACUUCUGCCUCCGUGAGUGAAUGUCUUUCCCUCGUAUCAUCUUAUUUAAGGAAUUCGUAGAGGCUAAAUGCGAUCGAAAUCGUUUACAUACGUUUAUUAACAUGUAUUUGAUAAUACCCCUUCCCCCCUAACAAACUAAAUAUCCCUCAAUGCUUCGCAUACGAGUAUGUGUGAAAUCUUGAUGAACAAAAGAGAAAAGACUCUUCAAUGUUUUAUUAGAUCGAUGUCAGACAUCGUUCCCCUGCUGUUAAAAGAGAUUCCCCCGGAACGUGUAACCAUUAUGGAAGAGCUGGGUCGAGGCGCCUUUGGUAAAGUACACAAAGGAAUCUUAAAAGAAAUGCCGAAGGUUGAAGUGUUUUUCAAGCCCAAAGAAGAAAGAGAGGAUCAUAUUAAAGAAGGAAGAGUUGUCGCCGUAAAACUCUUACAUGGUAAGGAAUCACUGCACGAUAUAUUCCCUUUUUCGGUUAUGCGAGCCUUUUGAAGAAAUCACGAUGAAAAGGUUAGUGACUCAGAACUUCACAGUUAUAGGAUCUAUUUUAUUCAAUCCUUUUCUUGGGGCAAGAAAACUGGAAGACGAUAAAAUUACCGAACGUUAUUCUGUCAAACACGUCGAGUACCGACCGUAAUCACUGAUGAAAUACACUUUCACACGGCUGAUCACGAGAAACCAGUCUCUAAAAGUAUGGCAGCUUUUUCUCUACACUUGCUGGGCUUUAUCCUCGUGGAUCUUCCGUAUUUCAACAUUCCUCUGUUUGGAAAGGUGUUUUCUUCGGAUGCUUUCGAUGACUGUGAUCGUCGUGACCGUUCAGACCAAAUUACACAGAAUGAUCCGUCCGUCAAUGACUUAAAUUCUACUUCCCAACCGGUCAUUCGAAAAGGAUGUAUCUUGCCAAAAUCAUUGUAGGAGGGUUUACGAAAAUUGAGACGAGUGUGUGAGUCGCCAGUUGUUGUGAAAUAAUUUACAACGGUAACCCUCCCGUCACUGUCAUAUCAUUCUGAUCAACGUACUGAAAUGUUUGUGAACAUGCAUCACUCCAUCGUCAUUUAGCGAAUAUAAGCUUUAUUUAGUUAAAUCGAGGACUAAGAUUUGCUGUGUUUUAUCAUAUUCCGCUUUCAGAAAGAGCUGGUGAGGAAGGGCAAGAGCAGUUUGUCAGAGAAAUCUCGUUUAUGCAGCGAGUUGGUACUCACAGCAAUGUGCUAAGUAUGAUUGGUUACUGGGACAGAUCAGAGCCAAUCAUGCUAAUCCUGGAAUAUGUUCCACAUGGAGAUCUUCUGCAGUGGCUGAGGAACAAAAGGCAACAGGUAAAAAUUUUUUGCACCGUCAAAACCAGGGUGCACUGGAAAGAUCACUGAUCCAUUGCUAAACACAAUUACCGUCCGAAAAAAGUCGGAAAGAUGAUCUAAAUCAUAAUUCUUCUUGAGAUACCAAGUACAAACACUACUUGGGUUGUGAGCGGAUGCUGAUGAUACAUUUUACUGUUUUUGUCCGUUAACAGAAUUUCCAAAACGCUUUUACAACUUGGUGCCUUGGAAUUUAGAUGGGUCUAACAAUUCAAAAUGGUUUAACAUAUUUUUUCAACUGUUUUGUUCUCGAUAAGUGGAAUUGGUCCAACAUCAUCUUUCAUUAAUUUCAGGUAAAAUGUAAAAACGGCAUUGAUGGUGUUGUUUUUGAAUCUGUGGACGAUUUAUCAGACAGUAGUGCGAGUUCAAAUGGAGCUGCCUCAACUGGUAAGUCAGAGGACGAAGGCUUUCACGAUAGUGGAGAGAAACUCACGACUGUGCAGGAAUUCAAGGAAGUCUCCGAAAAACAAGACGUCCGCGUCACGUCGGAGGUUCUAAUGACUCUGGUAGAACAGCCAUUUACAGACGAUAAAAGGAAUGACACUGAAGUACUUGGCAUCAAAACUCCCCAAACUGAUUUUCCAUCUGGCCUCGAAGGAGAGAAAAAUUCACAGAGCCAACAGUCCAAUGGACUGAAUCACAUGGAUGUCACUUUGCCCACUGAAAGUGCAAACACUGCAUUGCCCUCUGUAAGUGCAAACACCGGUUUGGAAGAUUUUAACCCUGAUGUUCGGCCCAGUAGUGGAAGCGGAGACGAUUUGAACAUCAAGAAGACAGAGGAUGAAAACGGAAAUGAAGAUAAAGGGAGAGAGGGAAUGAAAUCAUCGAUUGAUGAAGAAGGAACUAUCGGCAUUUCAUUUGAAAGUGCCCGUUCCUUGCCGCAGCCCCAGGAGAACAUGGAGCGACAACAAGAAACAAGUGAAGCUGGUGAGAAGGCAGUUGACUUCACUGUUCAAGAUGUACUUUGUUUUGCAUGGCAGAUAGCAAGAGGAAUGGUAGGUAAUUGAACUAAGUGAAAUAAAUUUUACGAUCAGACACUUUUCAGGAGUGUAGGAAUGACCGUGCUUCCCUAUUAUCCCAGAUUCGAGGAAAAAUUCUUUGAUAUAAACCGGGGCAAAAUCAAAAAAAUUUAGCUAAACGUUUGAUUCUUGAUACUCAAACAAUUCUAUUCUAAACACUGGAAAUAACGUUAAAACCAGCAGCUCUCUUAUCGCAAAAUCAUCAAAAAAUUAGUUAACCAUGCCGUCGUAACAAUCUAUUUACUUUGUUCAGCAAUUUUAACCUUAUACAACCGGUUUUAUUCAGACAGCAAGAACUGAGCUACCAUAAGUUUACUGAUGUUCUCCUUUUCCGCAAUGGGAAACCAUAAAAGAAAAGAAAGGAUAGACGGCACAUGGUUUGUAAGUACUUUAUGUGUUUCGGUUUCUUUUUUGAAUAGGAGUACUUAGCAAGUAAGGGAUUUGUUCACCGCGAUCUGGCCGCGCGUAACAUCCUUAUUGGUGAAGACAGAGCUGUAAAGAUUGCUGACUUUGGCCUGUUACGUCACACGUAUGGAGAUAUUUAUGAAGUAAAGAACACGAGGAAACUUCCAAUCAAAUGGAUGGCGCCUGAGUCACUAGACAGUGGCGUAUACACUUCUAAAAGUGACGUGUGAGUAUUUGAAGUUUAUAUAGCACUUAUAGGGGGAGGGGGGGGGUGUCUCUUGACAUACGUCUUUCACGUUUUAAUCUGAGUUAAAUGUAUGUAAAUGUAAGCAGUAAUUUGCUCUCACAUGUGAAUGCAUGUUCCUUACCAGAGCAUCUUUCCCAUCGGCCUUAUCAACCACAGGAAGUUAAAUUCAGGAACAUGAUCGUCUGAAUAUUCUGUUCAAGCACCCUACUAGACUAUUAAUUGACGGUAUACUUUAGUAUCAUUAACUGAGUUGAUAACGUAAAUUUACCACCGUAAAUAAUUGAAAAGCUGACGUUUGGAGUGUUAACCAUUCGACUAUCCCUCUUGACGAAGGGCUAACGCUCUCAACGUCAGCUUUUGAACUCUAAACGGUGGUCAAUUUACGUUAGCAACUCAGUAGAUAAUAAUUUAUUAUCCUGUUAUACUCUCCGACCGACACAGCAUUAUAGUCUUUUUAGAAACUUACCCCCUGUAUUAACUUGACGGUAUUUGUCAUCAGGCUUAGAAAAUAACAUAAACUAAUUAUUUUCGUCCCUUUUUCCGGUAGUUGGUCUUUUGGUGUACUUCUUUGGGAAUUGUGCACAAUGGGUGAGUAACAACACCUGAUGCAUCACAGCAAAAGUAUCCAACCUCUUUUGCCUCACCUAUAACGCAUGUUUUUCAGUUAUAGGUUCGUUUCAGCUGCCUAACUGAAUUUUCCUAUUUGUGCUGAACUAUUUUCACUACUACUCAAGUAAUGUUCAUUACUGCGAAGAUUGCUUUCAUAUUCACGUCUUUAUCCGCAAGUUCAAAUAUAUGACUUUCACAUAUUCUCAGUCGUUUAUGCUGGACUGUGUUACAAAUAAAUGUGAGAGAGAGGGGAGGAGGGCAAAAACAAUGAUUCAAUCAACAACCUCCGAAUCCGAGAGGCGUUGGAUUGUGAAAAAAGAGAAAUGGACCUUCCUUUGGGGAAAAAAAGGCUAGAAGCGACCUGGCCGCUAAGAAAUAUGUCAUUUGAUAUUUGACAUCUGCAUUUUCUCAAACCUUUUAUUCACGAGGGGUCUAAGACUUAUCGAAGUUGCUAUAAAAACAAUUUUUCUAGUAACUUUUUUUCCUUCUUCUGAUUUAACUUGCAUCCAAGGUGGCAUCCCUUACCCUGGAAUAAGCAACAGAGAGUUGUUAAGACUUCUUAAGUCAGGAUAUCGAUUGGAAAAACCAGCCAUUUGCUCUGAUGAGCUGUAAGUUUAACAAAUAAUCUUCAAUUGUUCCAUGCAAUUAACCUUAAUUCAACACCAACUAAACCUUUUCGACUGAAGUUUUGCUUUUUGUCUAUUUGACUGAGCGAAUCUCUUUUGAAGUUAUAGGUAAGGUCUGGCUGAGAUAUGUAGUUUAUCAUCAAUGAUAACAGUAAUCUAGAUAAUUCCACUUAGUUGAAUAAUUUUAAAAAAAGGCUGACAAUUGUGACAGAGGAAUUGAGAUCAAUGCUAGAAAAUAUAGUGUACCAGUAUGAGAAACUCUACAUGGAAACAAGGGCCUCACGAAAACAUUGAUUUCAGGGAUAGUUAUUUCAGUGAAUCACAUUGUAUACUUAUCAAGCAAGCUAACAAUAAAAGAAAAGAAAAAGUACCAAGUCUUUUUUUCAAGAACAUUUUGCCAUUGUAACAUCGAGAUGGCCAGAAUAUUCAACAAGAUGUGGUUUUCAAAACAAUUAUUAAGCGUAUUUGGUGAAGACGCCUUUAAAUUGUAAUUUGUUUUAAAGCUCGAGGUGAACUUUAUCAUGUCUGCAUUCUCCUUCCUGUGCUUGGUCGUCAGUGUCUGGUCCAACAGUAAUCACUGAAGACCAUGACUUCCACAUAGCGCCAAUGUCCCCGUUGACACCAGAAUACUUUAUAUCUUAUCAGAUACGAGUUAAUGUUAGACUGUUGGAGGGUAGACCCAGAAGAGAGACCAUCAUUUGAACAGCUGAUAACAAGAAUAGAAGAAAUGAUGACGAGGGACACUCCUUACUUUGAUCUGAAUGAAGACUAUGAAAGCGUUGCCUCUAACACUGAGACGACACCCGAAACUGACCAACCACAUGCCUGA